UGACUAACGAAAGAGAAAUCCAACGCUGCUUUUAGCUCCAGGCUCCUACUGCAGUGAGCAGCCGCAAGGAUAUGCUUAUUUGACCUCGCAAACCAACACCUAUAUCGUCUCAAAACCCAUCGAAAUUACACUUGAAUCUCCUCGGAAACCUCGUCGGCGUUUGCAGUCCGCUCCCCUCGCUGUCGCCGGUCAUUUUCCGGCUGGCGAUGGUCUGACCUGCCGACCAUCAUCACUGCCGAUUGUUGAUUGGCGUAUCGAGAAGGGAUCUCCGAAGAUGGGUUGCGCCGGAUCUUCGCAGAGCAAGGGAGAAGACAAUACCAAAAAGGUUCGAAAGCCCAAGCUUUGGAAGCAUCCACAAUCGAUAACCAUGUCUGAAAUUAAGAGAAUGCGUGAGGAGUUCUGGGAUACCGCACCUCACUACGGCGGCCAGAAAGAGAUUUGGGAUGCUCUCCGUGCCGCUGCAGAAUCUGAUGUCAACCUAGCACAAACCAUUGUGGAUAGUGCGGGUAUCAUCCUUGCGAAUACCGACAUGACCACCUGCUAUGAUGAAAGGGGAGCAAAGUAUGAAUUGCCAAAGUAUGUUUUGAGCGAGCCUACCAAUUUGAUUCGUGACAGUUAACUUUGUAGGGACAAGACUUUGAAUGGAAUGAGAUAAAUGUAUAUCUUGUACAUUACUCUGUAUUCCAUUUAUCUGUUUGCCGCUCUAUUUUUGAUAAUUCCCAAUAACUUGAAUAUUUAACUCCUAUUGGAAAAUAACUGUCUUCCCGUGUGGAUUAUGCUUGCCCAGAAUAUUCUGCUCGUCUCAUUCAGGCAAUUCAUGUUCACAUAGUGCUGUUCUUUAGGUGCCUCAGAUUACUUUUUUGACCAUUUGUUUUAAUGUUGUAUCUACUGUCCGAGCUGUAGUUGAAACAUCGAUCCAUUAAUUACCAAUGUCUGCUCACAGAACAGAAGUUUGUAUAGUUGAAGUUUAUUUAUUGGAAAUUAGAGUAGGUGGCUUUUAUAGUUUUA
Dendrobium catenatum is the source of this 1008-nucleotide messenger RNA. RefSeq names its product ubiquitin domain-containing protein 2. The transcript has 4 exons. Lineage: Eukaryota; Viridiplantae; Streptophyta; Magnoliopsida; Asparagales; Orchidaceae. The record is from RefSeq and is a predicted model, not a curated record. Bases 275 to 619 code for a protein of 114 amino acids.